UAUCAAAGGCGAUGAUGCUAGAGGCUAGAGCAGAAAAGAUUGAUGAAAAGAGAAAAUUAAUAUCUAAGGCAAUGGAAGCCGAGACGAAAGUCAAAGAGAAAUGUACAGCAGCAGCAGCAGCAGGUGCACAUGUGCUCAUCUUUCCUUGUCCAGCACAGGGCCAUAUAAUUUCCAUGCUUAAGCUCGCUGAACUUCUUGUUCUUAAUGAUCUACAUGUCACCUUCCUCAACACUGAGUAUAUCCACCACCGUCUCAUUCGUUUUGGUGAUAUUGAAGCUCUUUCAGCAUGCUACCAUCCAACACUCCAAUUCAAAACCAUCUCUGAUUGUUAUACCGAAGAACAGGACCUGCAGCAGCAUCCCGGAUUCGGAGACAGAGUAGGUGACGUCAUUACUUCCAUAAAUUCGCAUGCCAAGCCCCUCUUGAGAGACAUUUUGGUAUCUGAGAGUCCUGCAAAACCGAGGAUCAGUUGUUUUAUAGGGGAUGGUAUGUUCGGAAGCCUUACCACUGACUUGGCUGGUGAGCUUGGGAUACCACUCAUUCAUUUUCGAACCAUCAGUGCUUGCUGCUUUUGGGCUUAUUUAUGUGUUCCGAAGCUCUUUGAGUGUAACGAACUUCCCAUUAAAGGGGAUGACGACAUGGAUCGCAUCAUAACGAGUACACCUGGGAUGGAAAACUUGCUUCGGUGUAGAGAUCUUCCAAGUUUCUGCCGACCAAAGAAGAAAGGGCACAUUCAUCUGGACUCCAUGGUCUUCCAGACCCAACAAUCACUUCGAGCAAACGCACUCAUACUCAACACAUUCGAGGACCUAGAAGGCCCUGUACUCUCCCAAAUACGUCUUCACUUCCCAAAACUCUACACCAUUGGCCCUCUCCACCACCAUUUGAACAUGAGAAAAACAGCAGCGCUAGCCAAACCUUCCUUGCCUCAUCCUUCAUUUAAGAACAAUUUUUUUGAAGUGGACAGAAGCUGCAUGGCGUGGCUCGACGCUCAGCCCGAGAGGUCCGUGAUAUAUGUCAGCUUCGGCAGUGUAACGCUCGUGACAAGGAUGGAGCUUAUGGAGAUUUGGCACGGUUUGGUUAAUAGCAAGAAACGGUUCCUGUGGGUGAUGCGGCCUGACUUGGUGGCAGGAAAAGAGGGUGAGGACAAGAUUCCAGUGGAGGUGGAGGAGGGGACCAAGGAUAGAGGGUUCAUGGUGGAAUGGGCCCCACAAGAAGAGGUAUUGGCACACAAGGCCAUUGGUGGUUUUAUGACACAUAGUGGGUGGAACUCAACCAUAGAGAGUGUGGUGGCUGGGGUACCCAUGAUUUGCUGGCCUUACUUUGCGGAUCAGCAGAUUAACAGCAGGUUUGUGAGUGAGGCUUGGAAACUUGGGUUGGACAUGAAGGAUGUGUGUGAUAGGAAUGUUGUGGAGAAAAUGGUGAAUGAUGUCAUGGUCCAUAGGAGGGACGAGUUUCUGAUAUCAGCUAAGGCAAUGUCUAUGUUAGCCCACAAGAGUGUGAGUCCAGGUGGUUCCUCUUACUCCAGCUUCGACGAUUUGAUUCACUACAUAAAAAUUUCAACCAGCCAAGGAAAUCAUUGAUUGUCAUUCUUGUAGCCGUGGCCCAAAUAUAAUUUGGGGUAUCAUUGCAUUUCUUUCUUCAGUUUGGGCCUUGGCCCUUAUUUCAAUGAUUAAAUUUGUGCCUCGUAAAGAUGUUGGAUCAUGUUCAUUCCCUACAAGUCUACAACUCUGAAUCCCCCUCCUCUUCUCACCCUAGUCAAAAAAAAAUAAAAUGAAUAGGGAAGAUUAUC
Messenger RNA from Gastrolobium bilobum, 1792 nucleotides. RefSeq names its product 7-deoxyloganetic acid glucosyltransferase-like. The record is from RefSeq and is a predicted model, not a curated record. The coding region runs from base 12 to 1583 and encodes 523 amino acids. The transcript has 3 exons. Gene Ontology annotation, molecular function: UDP-glycosyltransferase activity. NCBI's taxonomy places the organism in Eukaryota, Viridiplantae, Streptophyta, Magnoliopsida, Fabales, Fabaceae.